Cooperia oncophora is the source of this 195-nucleotide messenger RNA. NCBI's taxonomy places the organism in Eukaryota, Metazoa, Nematoda, Chromadorea, Rhabditida, Trichostrongylidae. The record is from the annotation of a GenBank genome assembly.
AUGGCUAGACAAGUGUUGGAGCGCGCAUGCGCCCUGAAGCUUAGUAUGCACAAACUGCGACCGCUGUUCCGAAAGUGGAUGGAAGCUGAGCAGCGGUUUGGUGACGACAAGUCGCGGUUAUUGCUUCGAGAAAAAGCAGAAAAGUACCUGCAGAUGAAUCUCGCAGAUGAGGUGGAAGAUCUUGAGAACGUCUGA